GCAGUGACUGCUGGGCUGCGAGACGCGAGGCGUCGCCGGCGGGAGCGGAGCGAGAGGCGGUCGGAGAUGUGGCGACCGUUGCAGCUUUGCCAUUUCCACUCUGCUCUGCUGCACAGCAGGCGGAAGCCCUGGCCAUCCCCUGCUGUGUUCUUCAGGAGAAACGUCAGGGUCCUUCCUCCAAGGUUCUCAAGCCCUGCACCCCUGUGGAGAAAGGUGCUGUCCACCACGGUAGUAGGGGUGCCCCUGCUCCUCGGAGCCCGCUACGUCAUGGCAGAGGCACGGGAGAAGAGGAGGAUGAGGCUUGUGGUGGAUGGCAUGGGGCGUUUUGGCAGGUCUCUGAAGGUGGGCCUGCAGAUCUCCCUGGACUACUGGUGGUGCACCAAUGUUGUCCUUCGAGGGGUGGAAGAGAACAGCCCGGGCUACUUGGAGGUGAUGUCUGCGUGUCACCAGCGGGCGGCUGAUGCCCUGGUGGCAGGAGCCAUCAGCAAUGGGGGCCUCUACGUGAAGUUGGGCCAGGGGCUGUGCUCCUUUAACCACUUGCUGCCCCCUGAGUACAUCCGGACCCUGCGCGUGCUGGAGGACAGAGCCCUCAAGCGGGGCUUCCAGGAGGUGGACGAGUUGUUUCUCGAGGACUUCCAGGCCCUGCCCCACGAGCUCUUCCAGGAGUUUGACUACCAGCCAAUUGCUGCCGCCAGCCUGGCACAGGUGCACAGAGCCAAGCUGCAUGAUGGCACCAGCGUGGCUGUGAAGGUGCAGUACAUCGACCUGCGGGACCGCUUUGACGGGGACAUCCACACCCUGGAGCUCCUGCUGCAGCUCAUUGAGGUCAUGCACCCCAGCUUUGGCUUCAGCUGGGUCCUCCAGGACCUGAAAGGGACCCUGGCCCAGGAGCUGGACUUCGAGAAUGAGGGCCGCAACGCGGAGCGCUGUGCACACGAGCUGGCACACUUCCCCUACGUCGUGGUGCCCCGCGUGCACUGGGACAAGUCCAGCAAGCGCGUGCUCACCGCUGACUUCUACACCGGCUGCAAGGUCAACGAUGUGGAGGCCAUCAGGAGCCAGGGGCUGGCGGUGCACGACAUAGCAGAGAAGCUCAUCAAAGCCUUUGCUGAGCAGAUAUUUUACACGGGCUUCAUCCACUCGGACCCACACCCUGGCAACGUUUUGGUGCGAAAAGGCCCCGACGGGAAGGCGGAGCUGGUGCUGCUGGACCACGGGCUUUACCAGUUCCUGGAGGAGAAGGACCGCGCAGCCCUGUGCCAGCUGUGGCGGGCCAUCAUCCUGCGGGACGACGCCGCCAUGAAGCUGCACGCAGCUGCACUCGGGGUGCAAGACUACCUGCUCUUCUCGGAGAUGCUCAUGCAGCGGCCUGUGCGCCUGGGGCAGCUGUGGGGCUCACACCUGCUGAGCCGCGAAGAGGCGGCCUACAUGGUGGACAUGGCUCGCGAGCGCUUUGAGGCCGUCAUGGCGGUGCUCAAGGCGCUGCCGCGGCCCAUGCUGCUGGUGCUGCGCAACAUCAACACUGUGCGCGCCGUCAACGUGGCCCUCGGCACCCCGGUGGACCGCUACUUCCUCAUGGCCAAGAGGGCCGUCCGGGGCUGGAGCCGCCUGGCGGGCGCCGCGUACCAGGGUGUCUACAGCACCAGCCUCCUGCGCCAUGCCAAGGUUGUCUGGGAGAUGCUCAAGUUUGAAGUGGCCCUCAGGCUGCAGACCUUGGCCAUGCGGCUGACUGCCCUCCUGGCACGCGCUCUGGUCCACCUGCGGCUUGUGCCCCCAGCGGAGGAGCUCUACCAGUACCUGGAGACCUAGCGUGCUCGGCCCCACAACCAUGCUCGGUUCAGCGGGGCCCUUUGUGGCGGGGCUUGAGGUGUGGGCACCCCGAGCCCCAUAG
This is a messenger RNA of Cebus imitator (Panamanian white-faced capuchin), 1891 nucleotides long. It is a transcript of the gene ADCK5, whose product is annotated as aarF domain containing kinase 5. NCBI's taxonomy places the organism in Eukaryota, Metazoa, Chordata, Mammalia, Primates, Cebidae. The record is from RefSeq and is a predicted model, not a curated record. The coding region runs from base 67 to 1809 and encodes 580 amino acids. The transcript has 15 exons.